UGGUAUGAAAUGAAAGAUUAGGGUUUGGCUUUUCGUUUUGUUUUUUUUUUUUUUUAAAUUUUAAUUUGGAGAAUUAAUAGGUGGAGUCUGUCGUCCACGUGCUUCUGGGGACUCUCUCCUCCUCCUCAAUCAACUGCACCCUCUCUGGCCGCCUGUUAUCCUUCUUUUGUUUGCAUAUUCUCUCCACAUUUCUCUCUCAGUAAAAAAAGCAAACACCUUCUGUGCAACCCACGCUCUAGCCUUCGGCUUCUAGCAUUGCAGAGAAAAAGAAGAAAAAUAUCAUUUGUAGCUUGGAAUCUCAAAAAUUGUUUGUCAAGGACACGGAGAAGAUAACAUGGAAGGAAUCAAAGGAGAUGAUGGUGGUGGUGGAGGUGGAGGUGGUGGUGGUGGAGUUGGUGUCGGUGAAGUCGACAUGGGAGAUGGAAUGCAAUGCAGUGACCAUCCUUAUAGAAACAACCCUGGAGGGAUCUGUGCAUUCUGUCUUCAAGAAAAGCUUGGCAAGCUUGUUUCGUCUUCGUUUCCUUUACCUGUUCGUGGGUCUUCGUCGUCUUCUUCAUCUCCUUCUUUUAGAUCUGCCAUUGGAAGUUCUGCUAGCACUGCUGGUACUACUGGAACUUCUUCACUUUCUUUUGCAGUCCGUCCCACAACAAGAGAUCACCAAGAGUUCUAUGCAAGGCGGACCAGGAUUCCAUUUAUUUUAGCGAAGAAGAAGAAGAAAAUCAUUGCUUCAUCGCAAUCUGAUCGUGACAUUGUUUUCAAGAGAAGCAAAUCCACUACAACCCCAAGAAGAAACCGUACUUUCUUGGAUACUGUCGAUGGAGACUACUUCAGUCCAAGAAAACGAACUGGGUUUUGGUCAUUUCUGUACAAAUCCAACUCUGCCAAGAAAACAGAGAAGCUCACACCAUUCUCUGCAGCAACAGCUGUGACAACACCAGCAGGGUCUGUAGUGAAGCCUAAAGAGAGGUGCUUGGGAUCUUCAUUGUCAGAGGGAGGUGAUAAUAAUCACAAUAUUGUGGUGAAGGAAGAUGACGAAUUCAGCCCCAAUAGCCAAGCCACUGCCUCUGCUUCAUCUUUUGAAAGAAAAGUUUCAAGAUCCAGAUCUGUGGGUUGUGGCAGCCGGAGCUUUUCCGGUGACUUCUUUGAGAGAAUCUCAACUGGGUUUGGCGAUUGCACACUCAGAAGAGUUGAAUCACAAAGAGAAGGAAAGCCUAAAAUCCCACAAGGAGUGAUGAAAGAGAGAGUCAAAUGUGGUGGUUUGUUUAGUGGGUUUAUUAUGACUUCCUCAUCUUCUUCAUCGUCUUCUUCAUCUCACUGGGUCUCAUCAUCAUCUGCAGAAGAUAUGAAUCGUAAAUCAACAACUGCAGUAGCAACAGUGACAGCGGGGCCUCCUGUAAAUGUUCAUGGUAGAAGUAGGAGCUGGGUUUGGGCAUUUGCUAGUCCUAUGAGAGCUUUCAGUACUAAACCCUCUUCAAAGGAUGGGAAUAAGAGACACAGCAACAUCAGAGAAGCUUCAAGUAAGACCACUAAACCGGAUUUGAAUGCCAUUCCUUCUUUGUUGGCUGUGAGAAGCUAAAUGAUCAUCAUAUACUGUACAUUUUGCUUAUUAUUCACUCUGUUCAUUCCUCUUUGUUUGAUUAUCUUCAAUUUCUUGGUCUCAGACUUAUGUUCUUUUUCUUGGGUGCGUUAAAAAUUCAAUCUUGAAUGCAAUAGCAGAACCCAUGAAGAAGAAAGAAUUGUAUGAGAAUUGAGAAGUGUAUGUUUGACCAGAUAUUGAUUAUUAUCUGUUGUGAUUUGGUGGGUUGUUUUUUU
Messenger RNA from Tripterygium wilfordii, 1812 nucleotides. RefSeq lists its product as uncharacterized. Lineage: Eukaryota; Viridiplantae; Streptophyta; Magnoliopsida; Celastrales; Celastraceae. The coding region runs from base 335 to 1576 and encodes 413 amino acids. The transcript has a single exon. The record is from RefSeq and is a predicted model, not a curated record.